Messenger RNA from Cladophialophora carrionii CBS 160.54, 1269 nucleotides. RefSeq lists its product as uncharacterized. Lineage: Eukaryota; Fungi; Ascomycota; Eurotiomycetes; Chaetothyriales; Herpotrichiellaceae. The record is from RefSeq and is a predicted model, not a curated record. Bases 1 to 1269 code for a protein of 422 amino acids. The transcript has a single exon.
AUGGCGAGUAUACUAGCUGCUCGAGAUCAGGAAAAUCUCAUACAUGCCCAUCAAACCACGGCGGCUGGGAAGCAUCUCAACCAGAAUAUUAGAGCACUACAUUCCAAGACUCCAGCCAACCUUAAGACUCCUUUCAGAUCAGCAAAGAACGAUGAGAACCUACCUAUCACACUCAAGGCUCAGAAGAAUAUUGGCAGAGAUGGGCCCAGCAAAGAGGACAAGGGCUCCUUUGUCACACCAGUAGCUCCACGAAAUCGAGCGCCCCUCGGGGCAAAGACGACGAAUGCUAGAGCUUUCCAGACCCCUGCACCUUUGACAUUAAAACCGGGCAAGACGCACCAGAAGGCUUCGACGGGCGGUCGACGCUCGAACCGAUCAAAGAUUGCAGUCGCUCGAUCAGAACCCGUCGAUACUGAUGUCCUAUUAGAGCAACCACUAGAGGAGGAAGAGCCGGAUUUCGGAUAUGCUCCGCCCGCACCUGUCGAGCUCCCAGACCCUCCAAUUGAGUUCGAAGAAGACCAUGAGCUUACAGAAGAACUUCGACGUGGCUACGGCCUGGCCUACCCCGUUGACUCGCCAAAAGAUGAGAACGGAUUUUCCCUCAGACUGAGAAAGGAAGAGGAGGAAUGGAAAAAACAAGACGAAGAGCGGAUCCAGAAGAGUCUCGAGGAGCUGGGGAAGCCCAUAUUCCCUACGGUUGCCGAGCUCAACAAGCAAGUUAAUAACAUGAUCGCUGCAGGCCCGAAGAAGCGCGCUCCGUUAUCAAGAGUGGACUCGACUGAGGCAAGAUGUGCUGUUGCUGCACUCUCUGAACCCCAGCCUCGACUGCCAUCCGCUGCCACAAGAUCUACCCAGGCAUCAGAGCAGAAAAAGCGGGAUCUUCUCUUGGGAACGAAACCUGCUUCUCUGGCUGCACGGAACCCACCAACAUCAACUCGACCGAACCAUUCCGCCCUCUCUAGAAACACCAUCGGGUUCCCGAAAGCAAAGAAAGCUCCGUCCAUAAUGCCUAGAAGCGUCGCCAUCUCGGCCCCCAAGCCUGUCAAGAUCGACCAAGGGUCCAUUCACCCGCGAGACUUUCGAGAUUUGUACGGUUCCCCACCGGUUGAGAGCGACAUGUGGUUCCGACUGAAAAAGUAUGAGUUGCUCGAGGAGGACCUGGCCAAAGACAAUGCUGAUAUUGAGGAGGAACUAUUUGAAAGCGAUUUCUUCCCGUUCGACAACGCAAAGUUGGACGACGAAGACUUCCAAUUACCCAUGCCGGAGUGA